AUGCAAGAAGUUGAUUACUUGGGCCAUAUCAUUUCUGGUUCUGGUGUCAAAGCUGAUCCUUCUAAGCUUGAGUCCAUGGUUGAAUGGCCCAUUCCAAAAUCCUUGAAAGGCUUGAGAGGAAUUGUCUCAAUUGGAUUGGAGGCAUUUCAGGCUUUUCAGAAAUUGAAAGAGGCUGUUACUAAUCCACCAGUACUUCAAUUGCCUGAUUUUUCUAAAAGCUUAACCAUAGAAUGUGAUGCUUCUGGUAUUGGUUUGGGAGCUGUAUUCAUGCAGGAGGAAACUCAACAGAAAUGGCUUUCCAAGCUAAUAGGCUAUGAUUUCACCAUUGAUUACAAAAGAGGGAAGGAAAACAAAGCGGCCAAUGCCCUUUCCAGGAAGUCUGAAGAGCAGUCAGCAACCGUAGCACUCAUUACCUUUCCUACUUCUAUGAGGAUAGAGGAGUUAAAACAAAGCUAUCAGCUUUGCCCGUUCACUAUGGACAUUUAUGAGAAGUUACAACAAGGAUAUGAGGGUCCUAAACAUUUAAGGCUUGCUAUUAAGGAAGGGGAAGAUUGUGGUGCUGGCCUCUUGCAGCCAUUACCUGUACCUUCUUCACCAUGGGUAGAAAUUUCCAUGAAUUUUAUUGAAGGUUUACCUUCCUCAGGGGGUUAUACUAUAGAGAUCCAAUCUUUACUAGUCAUUUCUGGAAUGAGUUGUUUAGAUUGCAAGGCACUUCACUCAGUUUCACUUCUGCUUACUGCUUAUCACCCACAAUCCAAUGGGCAAACUGAAGCCUUGAAUAAGGUUGUUGAAGCUUAUUUAAGGUGUUAUACUAGUGACAAGCCUAAGGAGUGGAGUUCGUGGCUUCCUUUGGCUGAAUGGUGUUACAACACCAAUCAUCAUUCCUCAAUUAAAAUCUGUCAUUUUGAAGCAUUGUAUGGCUACUUACCUCCCAGAUUAGUUUCUUAUGUGGCAGGAACUUCCAUCAAUCUUGCAGUAGAUCAACAACUCAGAUCCAGAGAGCAGCUUUGGUUGAUGUUGAGGAAAAAUCUAUUGCAGUCCCAGAACAAGAUGAAGGAGUUUGCAGACAGGAGAAGAAUUGAGAGGGAAUUCCAAAUCUUGGAGAGGAUUGGGACAGUAGCUUAUCGACUUGAAUUACCUCCUUCUACAAAUAUACAUCCUGUGAUACAUGUCUCUUGCUUGAAGAAAAAGUUGGGACAAAAUGUCAUACCACUUCCUACACUGCCUCCUGCAGAUUCUCAGGGACAAGUUCAACCUGAACCUGAGUUGAUCUUGCAAAAGAAGGAUGAAGAAAAUCAGAAACCAUGCUAUCACUGA
Carya illinoinensis is the source of this 1317-nucleotide messenger RNA. RefSeq lists its product as uncharacterized. The transcript is spliced from 6 exons. NCBI's taxonomy places the organism in Eukaryota, Viridiplantae, Streptophyta, Magnoliopsida, Fagales, Juglandaceae. Gene Ontology annotation, molecular function: nucleic acid binding. The coding region runs from base 1 to 1317 and encodes 438 amino acids. The record is from RefSeq and is a predicted model, not a curated record.